GGAGAUCAAGUCGAAGCACUCAAAUGGGUUGACGAUGAGACUCGAGAAUGGUACUGCGCCCGUGUUGUGACCAACGACAACAAUAAGAAAAACGGCGACGCUGCGCAUUAUGCAGAUAAAUCGGUCUUAUUAGUACAUUACGAAGGAUGGACAGCAGACCAUGCUGACUGGGUAGGCGCUUCGUCUAUCCGUCGGAUACCAGAGGAUCAUGGGGCGCGGAAGCGGUUACGGUAUGGACCUCAAGGCAAGGAAAGUGAGACUUCGUGGGCGGAUUAUCGGACUUUCUAUUAUUCGCAAGAAGCUAUGUCGUUGGUGAGGCACCAUACCGGCCUUGUCCAGGACCAACGGAUGGGCUGGCACGACUGCCCUUGUCAUUCGCAAGAACACAUUCAUCCUGAGCGGCCAGAUCGCAUCAAUGCUAUUCUGAAAGCGCUACAUAAUGCUAGGCUUCUGCGAUACUUUGGUCGUAUGCGUGCGCGAGAAGCUACGAUCGAAGAAUUGUUAAAGGUGCACAGUCUAUUGCACGUAGGCAGUUAUUGCCCGGUGGACACGGUGGAAAGCGUAGCCGAUAAUCUCAUGACUGAGUCAAACCCUCCAGAAACAACGGCAUUACCGUCAGCUGAAAAGACAACCGAUCCAGCCCCGGCACGGGCUCAAGGUGUAGAAGGUGGCAAAGUGGUCAAGGCAGAUAAGAAUCAAAUCAGGAAGCAGCGCCGUCGAUUCUCCAGUGCAGCUGCAUCUCAGGCUGCAUUGAAUGGUACAGCCACCUUGGUAAACCCUCCACAACUUGUCUACGAAAUGAUUUGUGGCGAAUUGGCAAUAGCCGUAGAUACCCCAUUCCAUCCACUUUACACAAGCAUUUCGGCACGCGUUGCAGCUGGUUCAUUGAUGGAAUUGACGGAUCAGGUGGUAGAAGGCUCAUUGCAUAACGGAUUUGCCCUUAUCCGACCUCCUGGACACCAUGCCGAGAAUGAUCGCGCCAUGGGAUUCUGCUUUUUUAACAAUGUUGCAGUGGCGGUGGCGUCAACCCUGGAAAAGCACUCAGACGUAAUUAAGAAGGUUCUUAUUAUUGAUUGUCAUGGCAAUGGAACGGAAAAGAUCUUUUACAAAGAUCCCAAUGUGCUGUACAUAUCAUUACACCGGUGGGAACAUGGUAGCUUUUAUCCACGCAGUGGCGCACCCGAUCAAUGUGGCGAGGAUGCUGGUGAAGGCCGUAACGUGAACAUUGCAUUCAACACGUCUACGGAGAAACCAAGUACGUGCUAUUUUUUUUGUUUACUACUCUCUUUGAUAUUUGUUUCGGCGGGCUUUGAUGCGGCUGAGGGGCAUCCAGACAAUAUUGGUGGCUAUCAAGUGACGCCUCGAGGAUUUGCAAUGCUUACUAAACUGACCAAGGAUUUGGCUGAAGAAAUAUGUGGCGGUCGACUUGUCCUUAGUCUUGAAGGAGGUUACGAACUCGAGCCACUUGCCAAUAGUGCUGCUGCUAGCGUUGCACAACUGUUACCAGCCGAGCUUGUUCCGGACGUUCAACUCAAAUACGAAGGAUCUAUACGAAGCGUAAAGCCGAAUCAUGGCGCCGUCCAGUCACUUCGCACGGUUGCUGAGAUCCAACGCAAAUACUGGAAACUUUCGGACGAAUUUACGGAUGAUCCCACGUUUCGUUUUAUGUUGCCAGCGGAAUGGCGUGCCAAGGAUAGCAUUUCGAUCAGACCAAAACGGACAGUCAAACCGAUCAAAACUACAGCUGUCGAAGGAUACUAG
Zychaea mexicana is the source of this 1761-nucleotide messenger RNA. RefSeq lists its product as uncharacterized. The annotation marks the transcript as partial. Gene Ontology annotation, molecular function: histone deacetylase activity. Lineage: Eukaryota; Fungi; Mucoromycota; Mucoromycetes; Mucorales; Lichtheimiaceae. Gene Ontology annotation, cellular component: histone deacetylase complex. The record is from RefSeq and is a predicted model, not a curated record. Gene Ontology annotation, biological process: chromatin organization. The transcript has 10 exons.